This is a messenger RNA of Cladocopium goreaui, 1131 nucleotides long. Lineage: Eukaryota; Dinophyceae; Suessiales; Symbiodiniaceae. The record is from the annotation of a GenBank genome assembly.
AUGGUGUCUACUGAAAUGUGUGGCAUCCUUCUGAUGAUUGCCAGUGGCUUCUGUGUGACCAUUGACAUGGUGACUAGUCGAAUGAUUGAAGACUCAGGAUGGCCCUAUUGGUAUCUCGUCUCCGGAACCUGUUUUGUUGCCACUGCAGCCUGUCUCCUCUUCAUCUACGUGUCCAAAACUGCCUGGCCAGAAUUGAAGGAUAUGAAGUGGGUGAUUGCACGGUCCCUGUUGGAGUCUUUGCAUUGGCAUUCCACCAUUCUGGCUGUGAUCAUUGGGGCGGCACCCGGUGAUGUUGCCGCGCUCACCAGUGUGGACAUCAUCGCUGCGGCAUUUUUUGGGCUCAUUUUUCUGGGGGAGACCAUCAACUACCUGCAUUUCAUAGCUCUUUUCCUGUCUGCAGUGGGUGCCGUCUUCAUUUCGCAGCCGGAAUUCCUCUUUGGAUCAGAUGGCCAUGAAAACCAUCUUGGCUCAGUCCUGGCUUUGCUCAGUGGCUUUUUCCAAGCUGCGUCCUUCAUUUGUGCACGGAAGUCGCAACACAUUUCAGUGGCAGUUUUGACCUUCUUCAGUCUAUUCCUGGCGGUUUUCAUGUCCUUACUGCCACCUUUGCUUCCCAUGGUUCAUACCGCAAGUUGGCAGCCAACGGCGGCAGAACCACUGAAAGCAGUAGGUUUGCUACUGAUCCUCUUGCUGCUGAGCACCCUAUCCAUUGCUUUGCCAGCUGCGGGGGGGACCAAAUGUCCAGCUGCUGUGAGUGCGACUGUGAUUACUUCCUCUUGCAUGGUUUCAGGAUAUGUGUCUCAAGUGGCUUUCUUCCACGAAGUUCCGGACAUUUUGACCCUGAUGGGUGCAGCUUCCAUGCUGCUGAGUGUGGUUCUCAUGGCCUUGCCUUGCCGCGCAGUGAACGAAGUGAAGCAACUGCCGCAUCCAGAUACGGAGGAUGGAGAUGCCUCGGUGAGGAGCUUAGCAAGUAUGGAAUCCCUUGGUUCUUUUGUGGCUUCGGAAGUGUCUUUCCACACCGUUUCUUUGCGACGCCGUUUCUUUGAGAAACCCAGCGUGGCAGGCGUGGCGCCACGCGUGGCAGGCGUGGUUGCGGAGCAGAUUGGUGCUGCCCUACCAGUGACCAGCACCUGA